AUGAAUAAACUGGUGAUUGAUAUCAGAAAGUCAUUUGAAUUGAGCACCGAUUAUGUGAUAGAAUAUUAUAAUUCAUGGAUUGAGGAUAACUAUGUAUUCAUUCAAAUGGAGUUUAAUGAAAAUUUGACAAAUUUUUUGGACACUAAGAAAUCAUUUUUUAAUGAUUUGAUGACUAUUUCUGAGUUUUAUAUAUCGUAUCAUAUGUUUCAUAGACUCACAGAAUGUGUGCAAUAUUUGCACGAAAAUCAUAUCAUUCAUAGAGACCUCAAACCGGAUAAUGUGUUGAUUACAAGCGAUGGGUCGAUAAAGUUAUGUGACUUUGGUUUGGCUAAAGAGGUCUUAGGUAUUGAUUCACAUAAUAUGUCAAAAGCUAAACAUACGGCAGAUGUGGGUACUGUUGACUAUAUGGCAUCGGAAGCCCAGACUAAUGAAUACAAAUAUAAGAUAGAUAUCUACAGUCUAUCGCUAAUUGGGUCACAACUAUUUGGUUUCGAUACAAACGAUAUAAUUGCUGGAAAACAAUUCAGUGAUAAAUACUUUGAGUACCAGAUAAUAUGAUGGAAGCGAAUGACCUAUUGCUUGACAUAAGGGAGGCAUUUGAUAUUAACA
Molecule: messenger RNA, 609 nt
Organism: Oppiella nova
Lineage: Eukaryota; Metazoa; Arthropoda; Arachnida; Sarcoptiformes; Oppiidae
Source: the annotation of a GenBank genome assembly